Lathyrus sativus (Indian pea) is the source of this 285-nucleotide messenger RNA. NCBI's taxonomy places the organism in Eukaryota, Viridiplantae, Streptophyta, Magnoliopsida, Fabales, Fabaceae. The record is from the annotation of a GenBank genome assembly.
AUGAUAAUUUCGGAGAAUGUAUUGCCAAAAAGAUUCUUAGAUUCUUAUCCAUCUAAAAAGAGGAAGUUCGCAGAAGAAAAGUCAGUCAUUAGUCAAAUUAACAACUCUCAAAAGAAAGAGGUAUUUGAUGGGAAGGAAGAAUUUAGACAGGAUGGAAGUGUCAACCAAAACAGGAAAGUUACGGAGGUGACUGAAAGGCCAAAUGCAGAGAAAAGAGAGUGGUUUAAGAAAAUGGUGAGUUUUUAUUUCUUUAUUUUGAUUGUUGAUGUACCAAAAUUUAUAUAA